AGCCAAUAGUAGUGCAUCAGUUUAUCGGAAAGUGAAAGAGUUUCUCUCUCAGACUCGACUCCAUUUUGUCUCUGUUGGAAAAGCAGAAAAACCUCAACACCAGGCAGAAACGGUGAUAUUAAUGUCACACAACAUGGACUGCUGAAUAAAGGCUUCAGCCGGUAGGGUGCGGAGCGAAACGUCACAGGUAGUGACGUCAGUUUACCGGAAAGCGGAAGAGUUUCUGCCGACCACAAAAAGCAGGAAGAAGAAGAAGAAGUUUCUCUCUCAGACUCGACUCCAUUUUGUCUCUGUUGGAAAAGCAGAAAAACCUCAACACCAGGCAGAAACGGUGAUAUUAAUGUCACACAACAUGGACUGCUGAAUAAAAGAGUGUCAGUAAUUCCAGCAGAAGAGAUCAGCAUCUUCAGGACUCAGCUGUGUGUCCAUGAGCUGUCUGUGUUUACACUAAUAUUCAAACAUGGAGACCCCUGACCUGGACACAGAUAAUGUGACCCUGCCCACAAAUAACCAUAAACUACAGAGAAAGAGAUCACACCCCCCAGAACCCAGCUGUGUCUCCAUGAAGAGUGAUGGGUCUAUGGAUCUUCCGCUGAACUUUAGAAAUAGAGACUCCUCAUCUGUACACAGUGUUGUACAGAAGUCAGGAGACAGAAGAGAAAAGAACAUCAUCACAGCUACAGGACACGACCCAGAACCUGCUGCUGUAAAUGACUUCCAGAAAAAGUUCAGAUUAAAUCUGGUGAAGAAGUUUCAGUGUUUAAAUGGAGUGAUGAUAAACCCGGAGAACCGAACACUCCUGAAUGAGAUCUACACAGAGCUCUACAUCACAGAGGGAGACAGUGGAGACGUCAAUAAAGAACAUGAGGUGAGACAGAUCGAGGCAGCAUCCAGGAGAACAACAACAGAGGAAACACCAAUCAAAUGCAACGACAUCUUUAAGCCCUUAUCUGAUCAAGACAAACCCAUCAGAACUGUGCUGACAAAGGGAGUCGCUGGCAUCGGAAAAACAGUUUCUGUGCAGAAGUUCAUUCUGGACUGGGCUGAAGGGAAAGUAAAUCAGGACGUCCAGCUCAUGUUUCCACUUCCUUUCAGAGAGCUGAAUUUGAUGAAGGACCAGAAACUGAGUCUGAUGGAUCUCCUUCAUGUCUGUUUUAAGGAGACAAAAGAAACAGAAAUGUCCAGUUUGGAAAAGGUUCUGUUCAUUUUUGACGGAUUGGACGAGUGUCGUUUUCCUCUGGAUUUCCAGAACACAGAGAGAGUGUGUGAUGUAACUGAAUCAGCAUCAGUGCAUGUGCUGCUGAUAAACCUGAUCAAAGGGAAUCUGCUUCCCUCUGCUCUCAUCUGGAUCACCUCCCGACCAGCAGCAGCUGAUCAAAUCCCCUCUGAGUGUGUCCAUCGAGUCACAGAGGUACGAGGGUUCAAUGACCCACAGAAGGAGGAGUACUUCAGGAAGAGGAUCAGUGAUCAGAGCCUGGCCAAUAACAUCAUCACACACCUGAAGUCAUUAAGAAGCCUCUACAUCAUGUGCCACAUCCCAGUCUUCUGCUGGAUUUCAGCCACUGUUCUAGAGAGAAUGUUGGAUGAAGCAGAGAGUGGAGAGAUGCCCAAGACUCUGACUCAAAUGUACACACACUUCCUCAUCAUUCAGACAAACAUCAUAAGAGAAAAGUACUCGAAGAAGCAGGAGAGUGAUGAAGAAAUGCUUCUCAAACUGGGACGACUGGCUUUUCAGCAGCUGAUGAAAGGCAACCUGAUCUUCUAUGAGGAAGACCUGAGAGAGUGUGGCAUUGAUGUGAGAGAAGCAGCAGUGUACUCAGGUGUGUGUACUCAGAUCUUCAGAGAAGAGUUUGGGCUUCACCAGAGUAAAGUGUACAGCUUUGUUCAUCUGAGCACUCAGGAGCAUCUCGCAGCUCUGUAUGUGCACCUGACAUUCAUGAAGAAAAAGAGAAAUGUUCUUAAACGGAGUUGGUUCUUUAAGACAAUUUCAGAUGUCCACAAGAGUGCUGUACGUCAGGCCUUAAAGAGUGAGACUGGACAUCUGGAUCUUUUCCUCCGCUUUCUUCUGGGUCUCUCACUGGAGUCCAAUCAGAAACUCUUACAUGGCUUAGUAACACAUACAGGAAGUAGCUCCCAGACAGGAAAGGGGGACACAGUACAGUACAUCAAGGAGAAGAUCAGUAGAGAUACCCCUACAGAGAAAUCCAUCAAUCUGUUCCACUGUCUGAAUGAACUGGGGGACAAUUCUCUAGUGGAGGAAAUCCAACUCUACCUGAAAUCUGGAACUCAAAGUGGACUCUCUUCUUCACAGUGGUCUGCUCUAGUGUUUGUGUUACUGACAUCAGCAGAGGAGCUGGAGGAAUUUGACCUGAGUAAAUAUAUCUCUACAGAUAAAAUAAGAGAUGAGAUUCUUGUGAAGGUGAUGCCUGUGAUUGCAGCAUCCAGAAGAGCAAUUAUCAGGUGUGAUACAAUUCAAAACAGUGGUUGGAGAGCUCUGGACUCAGUGCUCAGCUCAGAAACCUCCAAUCUGAGAGAACUGCAUCUGACUGUGGAUACACUGGAUCUGAUUAAGAAUAAACUAGGAGACUCAGAAGUGAAGCGUCUCUCUGCUCUACUGGAGAAUCCUCAGUGUAAAGUAAAAAAUCUGAGGUUGGGUUAUUGUGAUAUCUCAGGUGAAGGCUGUGCUGCUCUGACUUCAGCUCUGAGAUCAAACCCCUCACACCUGAGAGAACUGGAUCUGUCUGAUAAUAAACUAGGAGACUCGGGACUGAAGAGUCUCUCUGCUGUACUGGAGAAUCCUCUCUGUAAACUGGAGAUACUGUGGUUGUGGAGGUGUGAUAUCUCAGAUGAAGGCUGUGCUGCUCUGACUUCAGCUCUGAGAUCAAACCCCUCACACCUGAAAAAACUCUGUCUGUCUGAGAAUAAUCUAGGAGUCUCAGGAGUGAAGAGUCUCUCUGCUGUACUGGAGAAUCCUCUCUGUAAACUGGAGAUACUGGGGUUGGAGGAUUGUCGUGUCUCAGGUGAAGGCUGUGCUGCUCUGGCUUCAGCUCUGAGAUCAAACCCCUCACACCUGAGAAAACUGGAUCUGUCUAAGAAUAAACUAGGAGACUCAGGAGUGAAGAGUCUCUCUGCUGGACUGGAGAAUCCUCUCUGUAAACUGGAGAUACUGUGGUUGCGUGAUUGUGAUAUCUCAGAUGAAGGCUGUACUGCUCUGACUUCAGCUCUGAGAUCAAACCCCUCACACCUGAGAAAACUGGAUCUGUCUGAGAAUAAACUAGGAGUCUCAGGAGCGAAGAGUGUCUCUGCUGUACUGGAGAAUCCUCUCUGUAAACUGGAGAUACUGUGUAAACUACAGAGAAGGAGACCAGACUCCCCAGAACCCAGCUGUGUCUCCAUGAUGAGUGAUGCGUCUAUGGAGCCUCCUGGGAACUUUAGAAAUAGAGACUCCUCAUCUGUACACAGUAAACUCAAGAGAAAGAGACCAGACUUCCUAGAUCUCAGCUGUGUCUCCAUGAAGAGUGAUGUGUCUAUGGAUCCCCCUGGGAACUUUAGAAAUAGAGACUCCUCAUCUGUACACAGUGUUCUACAGAAGUCAGGAGGCAGAAGAGAAAAGAACAUCAUCACAGCUACAGGACACGACCCAGAACCUGCUGCUGUAAAUGACUUCCAGAAAAAGUUCAAAUUAAAUCUGGUGAAGAAGUUUCAGUGUUUAAAUGGAGUGAUGAUGAACCCGGAGAACCGAACACUCCUGAAUGAGAUCUACACAGAGCUCUACAUCACAGAGGGAGACAGUGGAGACGUCAAUAAAGAACAUGAGGUGAGACAGAUCGAGGCAGCAUCCAGGAGAACAAACACAGAGGAAACACCAAUCAAAUGCAAUGACAUCUUUAAGCCCUUAUCUGAUCAAGACGAACCCAUCAGAACUGUGCUGACAAAGCUCUUAUCUAAAAAAGACAAACCCAUCAGAACUGUGCUGAAAAAGCUCUUAUCUAAAAAAGACAAACCCAUCAGAACUGUGCUGACAAAGCUCUUAUCUAAAAAAGACGAACCCAUCAGAACUGUGCUGACAAAGCUCUUAUCUAAAAAAGACGAACCCAUCAGAACUGUGCUGAAAAAGCUCUUAUCUAAAAAAGACGAACCCAUCAGAACUGUGCUGAAAAAGCUCUUAUCUAAAAAAGACGAACCCAUCAGAACUGUGCUGAAAAAGCUCUUAUCUAAAAAAGACGAACCCAUCAGAACUGUGCUGACAAAGCUCUUAUCUAAAAAAGACGAACCCAUCAGAACUGUGCUGAAAAAGCUCUUAUCUAAAAAAGACGAACCCAUCAGAACUGUGCUGAAAAAGCUCUUAUCUAAAAAAGACGAACCCAUCAGAACUGUGCUGAAAAAGCUCUUAUCUAAAAAAGACGAACCCAUCAGAACUGUGCUGAAAAAGCUCUUAUCUAAAAAAGACGAACCCAUCAGAACUGUGCUGAAAAAGCUCUUAUCUAAAAAAGACAAACCCAUCAGAACUGUGCUGAAAAAGCUCUUAUCUAAAAAAGACAAACCCAUCAGAACUGUGCUGACAAAGGGAGUCGCUGGCAUCGGAAAAACAGUUUCUGUGCAGAAGUUCAUUCUGGACUGGGCUGAAGGGAAAGUAAAUCAGGACGUCCAGCUCGUGUUUCCACUUCCUUUCAGAGAGCUGAAUUUGAUGAAGGACCAGAAACUGAGUCUGAUGGAUCUCCUUCAUGUCUGUUUUAAGGAGACAAAAGAAACAGAAAUGUCCAGUUUGGAAAAGGUUCUGUUCAUUUUUGACGGAUUGGACGAGUGUCGUUUUCCUCUGGAUUUCCAGAACACAGAGAGAGUGUGUGAUGUAACUGAAUCAGCAUCAGUGCAUGUGCUGCUGAUAAACCUGAUCAAAGGGAAUCUGCUUCCCUCUGCUCUCAUCUGGAUCACCUCCCGACCAGCAGCAGCUGAUCAAAUCCCCUCUGAGUGUGUCCAUCGAGUCACAGAGGUACGAGGGUUCAAUGACCCACAGAAGGAGGAGUACUUCAGGAAGAGGAUCAGUGAUCAGAGCCUGGCCAAUAACAUCAUCACACACCUGAAGUCAUUAAGAAGCCUCUACAUCAUGUGCCACAUCCCAGUCUUCUGCUGGAUUUCAGCCACUGUUCUAGAGAGAAUGUUGGAUGAAGCAGAGAGUGGAGAGAUGCCCAAGACUCUGACUCAAAUGUACACACACUUCCUCAUCAUUCAGACAAACAUCAUAAGAGAAAAGUACUCGAAGAAGCAGGAGAGUGAUGAAGAAAUGCUUCUCAAACUGGGACACCUGGCUUUUCAGCAGCUGAUGAAAGGCAACCUGAUCUUCUAUGAGGAGGACCUGAGAGAGUGUGGCAUUGAUGUGAGAGAAGCAGCAGUGUACUCAGGUGUGUGUACGCAGAUCUUCAGAGAAGAGUUUGGACUUCACCAGAGUAAAGUGUACAGCUUUGUUCAUCUGAGCAUUCAGGAGCAUCUCGCAGCUCUGUAUGUGCACCUGACAUUCAUGAAGGAAAAGAGAAAUGUUCUUGAUUCUGACGAAGAGGGUGAAUCGGAGAUGUUCUAUGACCAGUGGAUUGAAGAUAUUACAGUCUCAGAUGUCCACAAGAGUGCUGUAGAUAAGGCCUUAUACAGUGAGACUGGACAUCUGGAUCUUUUCCUCCGCUUUCUUCUGGGUCUCUCACUGGAGUCCAAUCAGAAACUCUUACAUGCCUUAGUAACACAUACAGGAAGUAGCUCCCAGACAGGAAAGAGUAACACAGUACAGUACAUCAAGGAAAAGAUCAGUGAAGAUCCCCCUACAGAGAAAUCCAUCAAUCUGUUCCACUGUCUGAAUGAACUGGGGGACAAUUCUCUAGUGGAGGAAAUCCAACGCUACCUGAAAUCUGGAACACAAAGUGAACUCUCUUCUUCACAGUGGUCUGCUCUGGUGUUUGUCUUACUGACAUCAGCAGAGGAGCUGGAGGAAUUUGACCUGAGUAAAUAUAUCUCUACAGAUAAAAUAAGAGAUUGGAUUGUUGUGAAGGUGAUGCCUGUGAUUGCAGCAUCCAGAAGAGCAAUUAUCAGGUGUGAUACAAUUCAAAAAAGUGGUUGGAGAGCUCUGGACUCAGUGCUCAGCUCAGAAACCUCCAAUCUGAGAGAACUGCAUCUGACUGUGGAUACACUGCAUCUGACUUGGUGUGAACUAGGAGACUCAGGAGUGAAGCGUGUCUCUGCUCUACUGGAGAAUCCUCAGUGUAAAGUAAAAAAUCUGAAGUUGUGUUAUUGUGAUAUCUCAGGUGAAGGCUGUGCUGCUCUGGCUUCAGCUCUGAGAUCAAACCCCUCACACCUGAGAGAACUGGAUCUGUCUGAGAAUAAACUAGGAGACUCAGGAGCGAAGAGUCUCUCUACUGUACUGGAGAAUCCUCUCUGUAAACUGGAGAAACUGAGGCUGAGUAGGUGUGAUAUCUCAGAUGAAGGCUGUGCUGCUCUGACUUCAGCUCUGAGAUCAAACCCCUCACACCUGAGAUACCUGAAUCUGUCUAGGAAUAAACCAGGAGACUCAGGAGUGAAGAGUCUCUCUGCUGUACUGGAAAAUCCUCUCUGUAAACUGGAGAUAUUGUGGUUGUAUAAGUGUGAUAUCUCAGGUGAAGGCUGUGCUGCUCUGACUUCAGCUCUGAGAUCAAACCCCUCACACCUGAGAGAUUUGACUCUGUGUAGACAUAAUCUAGGAGACUCAGGAGUGAAGCGUCUCUCUGCUAUACUGGAGAAUCCUCUCUGUAAACUGGAGAUACUGAGGUUGCGUUAUUGUGAUAUCUCAGCUGAAGGUUGUGCUGCUCUGACUUCAGCUCUGAGAUCAAACCCCUCACACCUGAGAGAACUGAAUCUGUCUGGGAAUUAUCUAGGAGACUCAGGAGUGAAGCGUCUCUCUGCUGUACUGGAGAAUCCUCUCUGUAAACUGGAGAAACUGGAGUUGUGGAGGUGUGAUAUCUCAGAUGAAGGGUGUGCUGCUCUGACUUCAGCUCUGAGAUCAAACCCCUCACACCUGAGAGAACUGACUCUGUCUAUAAAUAAACUAGGAGACUCAGGAGUGAAGAGUCUCUCUGCUGUACUGGAGAAUCCUCUCUGUAAACUGGAGAUACUGGGUAAACUACAGAGAAAGAGAUCAGACGCCCCAGAACCCAGCUGUGUCUCCAUGAAGAGUGAUGCGUCUAUGGUUCCUCCAUGGAGCUUUAGAAAUAGAGACUCCUCACCUGUACACAGUAAACUACAGAGAAAGAGAUCAGACGCCCCAGAACCCAGCUGUGUCUCCAUGAAGAGUGAUGCGUCUAUGGUUCCUCCAUGGAGCUUUAGAAAUAGAGACUCCUCACCUGUACACAGUAAACUACAGAGAAAGAGAUCAGACGCCCCAGAACCCAGCUGUGUCUCCAUGAAGAGUGAUGCGUCUAUGGUUCCUCCAUGGAGCUUUAGAAAUAAAGACUCCACAUCUAUACACAGUGUUCUACAGAGGUCAGGAGACAGAAGAGAAAAGAACAUCAUCACAGCUACAGGACACGACCCAGAACCUGCUGCUGUAAAUGACGUCCAGAAAAAGUUCAAAUUAAAUCUGGUGAAGAAGUUUCUGUGUUUAAAUGGAGUGAUGAUAAACCCGGAAAACCGAACACCCCUGAAUGAGAUCUACACAGAGCUCUACAUCACAGAGGGAGACGGUGGAGACGUCAAUAAAGAACAUGAGGUGAGACAGAUCGAGGCAGCAUCCAGGAGAACAACAACAGAGGAAACACCAAUCAAAUGCAACGACAUCUUUAAGCCCUUAUCUGAUCAAGACAAACCCAUCAGAACUGUGCUGACAAAGACCUUAUCUAAAAAAGACAAACCCAUCAGAACUGUGCUGACAAAGGGAGUCGCUGGCAUUGGAAAAACAGUUUCUGUGCAGAAGUUCAUUCUGGACUGGGCUGAAGGGAAAGUAAAUCAGGACGUCCAGCUCAUGUUUCCACUUCCUUUCAGAGAGCUGAAUUUGAUGAAGGACCAGAAACUGAGUCUGAUGGAUCUCCUUCAUGUCUGUUUUAAGGAGACAAAAGAAACAGAAAUGUCCAGUUUGGAAAAGGUUCUGUUCAUUUUUGACGGAUUGGACGAGUGUCGUUUUCCUCUGGAUUUCCAGAACACAGAGAGAGUGUGUGAUGUAACUGAAUCAGCAUCAGUGCAUGUGCUGCUGAUAAACCUGAUCAAAGGGAAUCUGCUUCCCUCUGCUCUCAUCUGGAUCACCUCCCGACCAGCAGCAGCUGAUCAAAUCCCCUCUGAGUGUGUCCAUCGAGUCACAGAGCUACGAGGGUUCAAUGACCCACAGAAGGAGGAGUACUUCAGGAAGAGGAUCAGUGAUCAGAGCCUGGCCAAUAACAUCAUCACACACCUGAAGUCAUUAAGAAGCCUCUACAUCAUGUGCCACAUCCCAGUCUUCUGCUGGAUUUCAGCCACUGUUCUAGAGAGAAUGUUGGAUGAAGCAGAGAGUGGAGAGAUGCCCAAGACUCUGACUCAAAUGUACACACACUUCCUCAUCAUUCAGACAAACAUCAUAAGAGAAAAGUACUCAGAGAAGCAUGAGAGUGAUGAAGAAAUGCUUCUCAAACUGGGACGACUGGCGUUUCAGCAGCUGAUGAAAGGCAACCUGAUCUUCUAUGAGGAAGACCUGAGAGAGUGUGGCAUUGAUGUGAGAGAAGCAGCAGUGUACUCAGGUGUGUGUACUCAGAUCUUCAGAGAGGAGUUUGGACUUCACCAGAGUAAAGUGUACUGCUUUGUUCAUCUGAGCAUUCAGGAGCAUCUCGCAGCUCUGUAUGUGCACCUGACAUUCAUGAAGGAAAAGAGAAAUGUUCUUGAACAGAGUCGGUUCUUUAAGACAAUUUCAGAUGUCCACGAGAUUGCUGUACAUCAGGCCUUAAAGAGUGAGACUGGACAUCUGGAUCUUUUCCUCCGCUUUCUUCUGGGUCUCUCACUGGAGUCCAAUCAGAAACUCUUACAUGCCUUAGUAACACAUACAGGAAGUAUCUCCCGGACAGGAAAGAGUAACACAGUACAGUACAUCAAGGAAAAGAUCAGUGAAGAUCCCCCUACAGAGAAAUCCAUCAAUCUGUUCCACUGUCUGAAUGAACUGGGGGACAAUUCUCUAGUGGAGGAAAUCCAACGCUACCUGAAAUCUGGAACACAAAGUGAACUCUCUUCUUCACAGUGGUCUGCUCUGGUGUUUGUCUUACUGACAUCAGCAGAGGAGCUGGAGGAAUUUGACCUGAGUAAAUAUAUCUCUACAGAUAAAAUAAGAGAUGAGAUUCUUGUGAAGGUGAUGCCUGUGAUUGCAGCAUCCAGAAAAGCAAUUAUCAGGUGUGAUACAAUUCAAAAAAGUGGUUGGAGAACUCUGGACUCAGUGCUCAGCUCAGAAACCUCCAAUCUGAGAGAACUGCAUCUGACUAUGGAUACACUGGAUCUGACUGUGGAUACACUGGAUCUGACUGGGAAUAAACUAGGAGACUCAGGAGUGAAGCGUGUCUCUGCUCUACUGGAGAAUCCUCAGUGUAAAGUAAAAAAUCUGAGGUUGGAGUGUUGUGGUGUCUCAGGUGAAGGCUGUGCUGCUCUGGCUUCAGCUCUGAGAUCAAACCCCUCACACCUGAGAGAACUGAAUCUGUCUGAUAAUAAACUAGGAGACUCAGGAGUGAAGAGUCUCUCUGCUGUACUGGAGAAUCCUCUCUGUAAACUGGAGAUACUGGGGUUGUAUAAGUGUGGUAUCUCAGAUGAAGGCUGUGCUGCUCUGACUUCAGCUCUGAGAUCAAACCCCUCACACCUGAGAGAACUGGAUCUGUCCUGGAAUAAACUAGGAGACUCAGGAGUGAAGAGUCUCUCUGCUGUACUGGAGAAUCCUCUCUGUAAACUGGAGAAACUGUGGUUGUAUAAUUGUGGUAUCUCAGAUGAAGGCUGUGCUGCUCUGACUUCAGCUCUGAGAUCAAACCCCUCACACCUGAGAGAUUUGACUCUGUGUAGACAUAAUCUAGGAGUCUCAGGAGUGAAGAGUCUCUCUGCUGUACUGGAGGAUCCUCUCUGUAAACUGGAGAUACUGAGGUUGUGUAAGUGUGAUAUCUCAGAUGAAGGCUGUGCUGCUCUGAGAUCAAAUGCCUCACACCUGAGAGAAUUGGAUCUGUCUGGGAAUAAUCUAGGAGACUCAGGAGUGAAGCGUCUCUCUGCUGGACUGGAGAAUCCUCACUGUAAACUGAAGACAGUGAGGUAAGAUCAUCUCUCUGGGAGUCACAUGACCUGCUCCUCAGGUGUGACGAACAUCUGUGUGUGAUGAAAACUCCUGUGUUCCUGCAUUUCCAUGUUGGGGAAUAGACAACACACUUAUAAACAGUCACUCUCUUAGUUGUAGCACAUUAUACCAGAGGCUUUAGUCUGUUUACUUCAUUUUUUUUUAUGCGUAUGCUAGUGUGUGUGCACAGUCGUAUGCUUAGCCUUUCAAAGUGUACUCCAUUUGACAUGUACACAGGCGGUCUACGCAUGCGAAUUACGACAACCUGCACGACACCUCCUGGCCUACAAGAGUCAGUACAGAGCAUUAAACAAGUCUUUUGCUGUGAAGGACCACAACAACACGAAGAACAGUGCUUGAGCAAUGUCUCGCCAUGAUUAGCACCCAUAUACAAAUCCUUAUACGCUUUAAGGCUAGAAUUAUACACAUGUGGGUACUUUCUAAACUGCACUCAUUUCUGUCUCAUUUAUUCCGUUUUUUCCUUCAACUUCCUUGAGAAUCAAUGGCCCUGAGUUACUGUUCCCACCUUGUGGAACAACUAAAUAUUGUGAAAUAAGUAAAUGCGCAUGUGUGACCUGUGCGUACAAAGUACGUGUGGUUAGAAAAAUCCGAUUGCGCGCAUACAGUAUGCGUGUACUCUCCUGAUGACUAAAUUUGUCACAUGUACUGUACGCUGUUCCUAGCGUAUGCAUAAAAAGUGAAGAAUGCUUUCUGCUUAAGAGAAGUAGAAAGUGUGUUCAUAUCAGACUGCACACAAUUCUGCACUGAGGCUUGUUCAGGAUCCAGACAUGAGGACUGAACAGCUGGAAUGGAGAAUCUUUAUCGAUCAUAGCACCUCCGUGUGUGUGUGUGUGGUCCUGAAGUUAGAGUGCCACAAUCAGACCCUGGAGACAUAGCAACCCUCCUGUACAUUUAAUACCUUAUUCAUGCUGAAUAAAAAAUAAUAAUAAUAAUAAUAAUAAAUUAAUUCCAAGUAGAGCUGCAACAGCUAAUCGAUAAAAGUCGAUUAUGGAAAUCGUUGUCAACGAAUCUCAUUCUACGUGUGGAACGGAGUACAUUUACUAAUUACAUUACCUCAGUUCCGAAAACGCGCAUUGGAGAGUAAAUAUUAAAGCAAAUGAAGUACACCAUGCACUGUGUACUCUGCUGUCUAGUGUAUGAAUUUUAGGAAGGUAAUAUAGUCUCAAAUGGAACACUAGCAGUUUUUUUUUUUUUUUUACUAACCGGCAGUUCCUAGUCAGUAGCACAGGUCAUACACACGUAAUGCGAUGCCGCAAGCUUUAGCAGAUACACAGAGUCACCGAUAAAAACAGUAAACUGAAGAAAGUCGAUGUCAGCGAUACCUUUUAUUUUCAACAUGACCUCAGUAACCAUCAGACGGAGGAGUAAUUAUCAUGUGACUGAGGAAGAAAGUGUGUGACCUCCAAGUCGUCUAAGGCAGGGGAGGAUUUUAUAUUAAACACUGUGGAGGAGAUCAAACUUUAUAAAGUAGAGUUUGUGUAGCAGGGAAACAUGACAGUGAUGCAUGAGCACAAACUUAUGUUUAUAUCCAAAAUGCUGUGUGUAAGGGGAUGGGGAAACUGGUGCAAGUUGCUCAAAAGGUUUCAUUUAAGUUUAUUGUUAUUAUAUGCUGUAUUUGCGCACUUGCAGUGCAACUUCUGUCGUUUAUUAUAACGUAAGUGAUGUAUUAGUCAGAGGCCGCGUUGCUCCUCAUGCGCGGUGUAGACACAGUGAUAAACAGUGGGAUCCCCCCAAUCCGAUUAAUCCAAAGAAAGAAUUGGCCAACUAAACGAUUAUGAAAAUAAUCAUUAGUUGCCGCCUUAGCGGUGUGUUCAUCAGACUGAGGCUGUACAGGAUCCAGACAUUAACACUUGACAGCUCAUUGUUUGCUCCUGCUCCUAACACAGCUGAUCUAAUGUUUGUAGCUUUAUAUAUUUUAUGUUAACUGUAACAGCAGCACAUUAUCUAAAAACGUGUAUAAGUCUGAGCUCCCGUUAACAGGGGUGGGCUUUAUCAUAAGGCAAAGGUUGGCAAUUGCCUUGGGCCACAAGAAACCAAGGGCCCCUAAAACUCUGCAUAAUCUAAAUGGUUAAAGUUUUAUUUUUACUUUUAGCUGUACAGAUGAGUGGUGCAGAUCUCCUACACUGGCCCCAGAUGAUGCCCCCUGACUAGCUAACAUGCUGUCUUGAUUGUUUUAUAUUCUUGAUUGUUUAAUAUAAUGUAUUAUCUUGUCACACUGUUUUUCUGUUUCUGUUUGCCUAUUUUACAAAUAUGAUGUGAGAUCUGUUCCAUUCUAUUUCCAAUAAAUAUGCUUAAAUAGCA
Molecule: messenger RNA, 12598 nt
Organism: Ictalurus punctatus (channel catfish)
Lineage: Eukaryota; Metazoa; Chordata; Actinopteri; Siluriformes; Ictaluridae
Exons: 32
Coding region: 461-10258 (3265 amino acids)
Molecular function (GO): protein binding
Source: RefSeq, a predicted model, not a curated record